Molecule: messenger RNA, 590 nt
Organism: Ricinus communis (castor bean)
Lineage: Eukaryota; Viridiplantae; Streptophyta; Magnoliopsida; Malpighiales; Euphorbiaceae
Product: acyl carrier protein 1, mitochondrial
Exons: 2
Coding region: 89-436 (115 amino acids)
Biological process (GO): fatty acid biosynthetic process
Cellular component (GO): mitochondrion
Molecular function (GO): acyl carrier activity; acyl binding
Source: RefSeq, a predicted model, not a curated record
GCUUAUGGUUCACUGCCUAUGAGUUGCUAGUUGAUUACUGCGACUGCCCAAAUCAACCAAACCCAGAGAAAGAAAGAAACGGAGAGAAAUGGCGUUGAGAGCAGCCCUACUUCGCCAAAUUCGGGUCCCCAUAUCCAAGUCUCAGCCAUGGAGCUCUAUCCGAUUAAUGUCGUCGCACGACGACCAUCUGACCAAGGAUCAGGUCAUCGGUAGAGUUCUCGACGUUGUUAAGAGCUUCCCUAAAGUCGAUCCCUCCAGGGUGACUCCUGAUGUACAUUUCCAGAAGGAUCUGGGCUUGGAUAGCUUGGACAAUGUGGAGAUUAUAAUGGCUAUCGAAGAGGAGUUCAAGCUGGAAAUUCCAGACAAGGAAGCAGUCAAGAUUGAUUCUUGUAACCUGGCUAUUGAGUAUGUUUAUAACCACCCAAUGGCUUCUUGAGUCAGAUCCAUUUUCUUGCCCUGAAUUUUGAAGAAAACAAUGAUCUUCUACUUUUUUCUUGUUUGACUGGUCGGACGUAUGUAAUGAUUUGAUCCUUGUAAUGGGGUGGAAAAUAAUUUGAAUCUGUUUGAUAAAAAGAGUAACAAUUGCAUAA